This is a messenger RNA of Gaeumannomyces tritici R3-111a-1, 582 nucleotides long. RefSeq lists its product as hypothetical. The record is from RefSeq and is a predicted model, not a curated record. The annotation marks the transcript as partial. The transcript is spliced from 2 exons. Lineage: Eukaryota; Fungi; Ascomycota; Sordariomycetes; Magnaporthales; Magnaporthaceae.
GCUAGCAAUUUUGCGCUAAAUGCGCUUUUAAAUAACGGUUUAACGUUUAUAGCGCGCAAAUUAUUUGGCCGAUAUGGUAUGGAAGGAUUUGGCUUUUUAAAUAGCCUUACGGGCGCGAAAUUGGGCUUUAAUAAGCUUUUCGAAAAGUUCCGGUAUUGUUUUAAGCAAUUGCUUGUAAACGGAUUUCGUACAAUUAUCGAAAUAUAUCGGUAUACGGGGGUCGACGGUAUAAUUUUAAUAUGCUUAACGACCAAAAUAGCGGCUAUAAAAUACCGUACGCUUUGUAUAAUUAUUUUUAAAAAAGGGCAAAUAAAUAAGGUUUUAAUUAUCGCUUUAUUGGAAAUUAAUAAUUUUUUGCAACGGAAACGCAUUGCGAAUACUUAUAUAAAGCAAAAAAAAAGCAAUGUCCGUUUCGGGGGCAAAUCCAUUAAAAUUGAAAACGUUGCGGCGGCGUUCGUCGCGCGCUUUACGUUUUUUUUCGGCGAAAGUUUUUUUACCGCGGCGGUUAAAGCCCGCCGGGGGGUUACCGGCAAAACGUUUGCGGGAGUUUUAAAAGGCUGCAAGCGCAAAAGGGCCCGAUAA